AUGUCUUCUCUAUCGCGUCGCGCGUGCUACAAGUGCGGAAACGUAGGGCACUACGCCGAGGUGUGCUCAUCGUCUGAGCGGCUUUGCUACAACUGCAAGCAACCAGGCCAUGAGUCCAACGGUUGCCCGCAUCCACGCACCACCGAAACCAAGCAAUGCUACCAUUGUCAGGGACUGGGCCAUGUCCAGGCCGACUGCCCGACGCUGCGACUUAGCGGUGCUGGUACCAGCGGCCGAUGCUACUCUUGCGGCCAGCCAGGUCACCUUGCACGAGCAUGCCCCAACCCUGGCGCUGCUGGCGCUGGACGCGUUCCCGGUCCUCCACGAGGCGGGUACGCCGGCGGCUUCCGCGGUGGCUACGCUGGAGCUCGUCCGGCUACCUGCUACAAGUGUGGCGGUCCCAACCACUAUGCCCGUGACUGCCAAGCGCAGGCGAUGAAGUGCUAUGCUUGCGGCAAGCUCGGACAUAUCUCGAGGGACUGCACUGCUCCUAACGGAGGCCCUCUCAACACCGCUGGCAAGACCUGUUACCGUUGCGGCGAGGCUGGACACAUUUCCCGGGAAUGCCCGCAGGCUGAGGUCAACGGCGAUGUUGGUGCCCCUUCCGCGCCAGCCAUUCCUGUUCAGCCAGCUGCGCCUACAACCGCUGUCGCAUAA
Messenger RNA from Coniosporium apollinis CBS 100218, 657 nucleotides. RefSeq lists its product as uncharacterized. Gene Ontology annotation, cellular component: cytoplasm. Gene Ontology annotation, molecular function: single-stranded RNA binding; mRNA binding; zinc ion binding. The record is from RefSeq and is a predicted model, not a curated record. NCBI's taxonomy places the organism in Eukaryota, Fungi, Ascomycota, Dothideomycetes. Bases 1 to 657 code for a protein of 218 amino acids. Gene Ontology annotation, biological process: positive regulation of cytoplasmic translation. The transcript is spliced from 5 exons.